Anoplophora glabripennis (Asian longhorned beetle) is the source of this 1092-nucleotide messenger RNA. RefSeq names its product replication factor C subunit 4. The record is from RefSeq and is a predicted model, not a curated record. Gene Ontology annotation, biological process: DNA repair; DNA-templated DNA replication. Gene Ontology annotation, molecular function: DNA binding; ATP hydrolysis activity; DNA clamp loader activity. Bases 1 to 1035 code for a protein of 344 amino acids. Lineage: Eukaryota; Metazoa; Arthropoda; Insecta; Coleoptera; Cerambycidae. Gene Ontology annotation, cellular component: nucleus; DNA replication factor C complex. The transcript has 7 exons.
AUGAUCCUCGACCAGGAAGGCCUUCAACUUCAACUGGAUACUCCUACGUUCAGAAAGUCAAAGAUAUGUCGACCUAGAACUGUCUCAGAUAUUGUCGAACAAAACGAGGUCAUCUCUGUUUUGGAACAAUGUAUUAGUGGUGCAGACUUACCAAAUUUACUAUUUUAUGGACCACCUGGAACAGGUAAAACCAGUACAAUUUUGGCGGCAGCCAGGCAAUUGUUUGGAAAUAUAUACAAAGAAAGAAUUCUUGAACUGAAUGCCUCUGAUGAAAGAGGAAUUCAAAUUAUUAGAGACAAAGUAAAAAAUUUUGCUCAGUUGACAGCAAGUGGAACAAGACCAGAUGGAAAUAAAUGUCCACCAUAUAAAAUUGUUAUAUUAGAUGAAGCAGAUUCUAUGACACAUCCUGCUCAAGCUGCACUUCGAAGGACAAUGGAGAAAGAGACAAAAUCUACUCGGUUUUGUUUAAUAUGUAAUUAUGUGUCAAGGAUUAUUGAACCAUUAACAUCUAGAUGUACCAAAUUUAGAUUUAAAUCAUUGAACGAAUCUAUGAUCUAUGAAAGGUUGGCAUUCAUCUGUAAAGAAGAAGAAAUUGAGUGUGAUGAUUCUACUUUAAAUUGUUUAGUAGAAGCUAGUGGAGGUGAUAUGAGGAGAGCUAUCACCUGUUUACAGAGUUGUGCAAAGCUUAAGGGGCAAAAUGUAACAAUUAGUGUCAAUAAUGCGUGUGAAGUCACAGGGAUUGUUCCUGACAGAUGGUUUGUAGAGUUUUUAACAAUAUGUAAAAACUUCGUUCACUUUAGUCAGUUACAAGAAUUUAUUCAAGGGCUUCUAUUAGAAGCUUUUUCUGCCUCUCAGAUUCUCGAGCAGCUCAAUGAAAUACUUGUUACUGAAGAAUUAAAUGACUCCCAGAAAGCUAUUAUAGGGGAGAAAAUUGGAGUAGUUGGUUAUCGUCUACAAGAUAGCAGUUCAGAAUAUAUCCAGUUGUUGGAUCUUGGGAUGGCUAUUAUUAAGGCUUACACAUUACAAUUAGAAUAAUUAUGUGUUUUAUACUUUCUUAUAAAUAAAAUCUAAUUAAACAUUUAUUUUAUGAGA